AUGUGGAAGGGUACAGAUUUGGGCAAGGCUUACAUAAAAUAUACGAUAGCUACAAAACAAAAGGAGGUUGAUGCCGCCUUAAAAGCUCUAAAGUCAAAUUCCAAGAACCGUAAGAAGUUGAUCGGUUUGAGCAUGGAACCAAUUCAAGAACCAAGACAAGAAGAGUUAUCAGCUUAUGUUCUCCUUUGUGAUGAAAGUCGAUGCGUUAUAAUUGACCUUGCUUCCUUACAUGUUAUACCCAAAUCUCUCUACGAAUUCAUCACUUGUUCGAGCUUUACUUUCGUAGGUUUUGAGAUAGCGGAUACAAUUGCUCCUAGACUUGAGAAGUAUGGUUUGGUGUGUAAGAACGUCCUCGAGGCUGGACCAUCGUUUCCCAAAACGCUUUCUCAGCUUCUGUCUCUGCGUCCAGGAGAUCGUAGGACGACCGUAGGUGUACUUUCCGUUACUAACUAA
This is a messenger RNA of Eutrema salsugineum, 453 nucleotides long. RefSeq lists its product as uncharacterized. The transcript has a single exon. The record is from RefSeq and is a predicted model, not a curated record. NCBI's taxonomy places the organism in Eukaryota, Viridiplantae, Streptophyta, Magnoliopsida, Brassicales, Brassicaceae. Gene Ontology annotation, molecular function: nucleic acid binding. The coding region runs from base 1 to 453 and encodes 150 amino acids.